AGUGAGGACUUGGGUCAUUGACUGUGAUGUUUUCUGAUCAUUACUUAAUUUGAUCUGUGCGAAUAACUGAGUUGGAUCGCUUGUUGACAAAAUGAAAGCCAUCAGUAUAUUCACUUGCUGUUUCCUGUACACCAUUUUGUGUACUUUGUCAAAAGCAGAUGUAAGAACCCAACGCUACACGAUGGAAGUUUCCCUUGACAACAAGAUGUCGAAUGUCAGCCUCAUGGCAAUGCAUCAUUCGGAAUCUCUCACUGAAUGUUCCGCUAUGUGUGGUCAACUUUGCGCAUGCUUUGGCUUUAAUCCCCAACAAAAGAAGUGUCGCAUUCAUCAGUCAUGCGACCCAGCAGACAUGACCAUUAAUGAAAAAGGAUGGAGGAAUUUUUAUCCUGACGUGCCUGGAGGUUGUAUGGAGAUUUUACGUAGACCAACAAUGCAAGAAAAUGUCCAUUAUCAGAACAAAAGUUGCAUGGAGAUUCUACAAAAUGACGCAUGCGUGAAAGGAAAAGAUGGGGUAUAUUCGAUAAAUGUCAAUAAUCAGAAAAAGAAUGUGUACUGUGAUAUGACUACCGAUGGAGGGGGCUGGACGGCUAUCCAAAAACGACAGGAUAAUUCUACAGACUUUUAUAGGACUUGGGCAGAUUACAAGAAAGGAUUUGGAGACCCAUCCACAAACUACUGGAUUGGAAACGAUGCAAUUCACUAUAUGACAAAGACAAAUCAGGAACUACGAUUGGAGCUGUUGAGUUUUGAUGACGAGAAAGUGUACGCCCUGUACUCCACAUUUCAGGUUGGAAACGAGAGCAGUAAAUACCAGCUAACAGUGUCGGGGUAUAAUGGAACAGCGGGAGACAGUUUGGGCAGGCACAAUGGAUGUCACUUCAGUACACAUGAUGAGGAUAACGACGUUCACAGUGGUAACUGUGCGGUAUACUGGCACGGAGCCUGGUGGUACUGGAGAUGUGGUACCUCCAACCUGAACGGUCAGUACGCCGGGUCCGCUGUGUCUGGUUCCAAAUACCCGUUCUGGUAUUAUUGGAAAUCUUCUACCGCAUUAAAGGCAACAGCUAUGCUGAUACGACUCAAGAAUUAACAUCAAUAUAUACCGUGUUUGACAGAUGACUGAGUCAUGUCCAGGAAUGACUUAUUUUCCAUCAGAUAUCCAUGAUGAAGAGGGAUAGUAACGGAUGGUUCAUAAAUAUCAAUAAAAUUAUCAGAAUGUUUACAAUCCAACUUCUUAUUUUAAAGCAGUGAACAAUAUCACUCUGUGUAGAAUGAUUGAGUUGUAUUCCUUUUUUAAGUAUAAAUCACUGAUUGUUAAGCUCUGACAAAUGAUCAACAUAUUCUAUGUACUACAUGAUCUGUAUUAUUUUGAUCAACACGUGAAUGUUUGUGGCGUAUCAUUAAUUGUCAUUAUAAAUGCUUGUACAUAGUGUAAACAUGUAUGUCAUUAAAUAGCUUCUUAAAGAAAUAGUUUGUAUUCCAGAUAAUAAUCAUCACAAAGACAUUUUAUUUUAAUAUAUACAAAUACCCAUCAUAAAGACAUCUUAUUUUAAUACAUGCACAUAUAUUUUGAUAUAGGCACCUGUUUUACAAUGUUAACAGUAAACUAACAUAACCCAAAUUCUGUAGAUAUACAAAACGGAUGCUAAAUUUUUUUUGGGGGGGGGGGGUAAUACCCCAGACAGUAUUUCUCUACACAACAUUGGCAUUUUCCUUUUUUUUUUUUCCUUUAGUGACUUUACAAAUUUUGAUGGUAUACAUAUUUUCAUGAAUGUUAUGCAGUUGUGAACAAUGCGCGGAUGAAUCUUAACUUUUACAGUUAAUAUAUUGUAACGUAUGCAAGAUGUUCCAUGAUGGGAAAUUUAUCAAUUGUUCAAAAAUGUCGUCUUAUUAAUGUUCAUUUAAUAUUGUGGGGUGAUGAAUGUCUUUCUGUAGAGAAAAAUAUAAUGCUUUGUGUUAGCUUUCAGAAAGAUAUUCGUGAGACUGGUUAUUCUAAUUUUGCUCCAAGUUAAUAUUCAAGCAAUAAAUAGUUUAACAAUGUAAGCGAUAAACAGUAUCAUAGUAUCAUGCUUUGUCUUUUUUACACAUAUAAAUAUCUGAAUAGUCGCUUAUAUAUUGUAUGGCAUUUAUAAUUGUAUGAUAUGUAUUUCUUAAAUAAAUCGCUUCUGUACAAGUUCAA
This is a messenger RNA of Ostrea edulis (European flat oyster), 2179 nucleotides long. RefSeq names its product ficolin-1-like. NCBI's taxonomy places the organism in Eukaryota, Metazoa, Mollusca, Bivalvia, Ostreida, Ostreidae. The transcript is spliced from 6 exons. The record is from RefSeq and is a predicted model, not a curated record. The coding region runs from base 92 to 1090 and encodes 332 amino acids.